This is a messenger RNA of Brachypodium distachyon (stiff brome), 1651 nucleotides long. Its product is annotated as protein CLT2, chloroplastic. The transcript has 10 exons. Lineage: Eukaryota; Viridiplantae; Streptophyta; Magnoliopsida; Poales; Poaceae. The record is from RefSeq and is a predicted model, not a curated record. Bases 232 to 1260 code for a protein of 342 amino acids.
GGAGCAGCAAAAUCCAAGGGUGUAAUUGUAAAACGCCGUAGACCAUGGGGGUUGAAGAGCAGAGACAAUUCCCCAAGCUCACGGCAAGCAACCGGCAGCUCGCCGCUACAAGCACGGUACCGCGAUUCCCAAUUCCAUCUCCACCGGCCUUCCUGAACUGAAAACCCUAGCGCUAGACAAACCUCGCGUAGUAAGCUCUUGCUUGCCGUAGCAUAAUACUAGUACGUUGCAAUGAGCUCGUCGCCGGCGAUCGCGGCUGCGUCGGCGGCCGUGGUGGCCCUGGCCGUCGCCAAUCGCGUGCUCUACAAGCUUGCGCUCGUGCCCCUCAAGGCCUACCCCUUCUUCCUCGCCCAGCUCACCACCUUCGGGUAUGUUGCCGUGUACUUCACAAUACUAUACGUGAGGUACCGUAGGGGGCUGGUGACGUGGGACAUGCUUGCGUUGCCAAAGAGUCGGUUCGCCGCCAUCGGCCUGUUGGAGGCUCUUGGGGUCGCCGCUGGCAUGUCCGCAGGAGCCAUGUUGCCUGGCCCUGCUAUUCCCAUAUUGUCUCAGUCUUUCCUGGUCUGGCAGCUUAUUUUCUCGGUCUUUCUGUUGAGAAGGACGUACUCAUUGAGACAAAUCACUGGUUGCUUCCUUGUAACCUCUGGUGUGAUUAUUGCUGUUGCAAGUGGAGCGAAUGAGGGUCACAUUCUAUCUGGCGUGAAGUUAAUUUGGCCAGUACUGAUGAUUGCUUCAUCAGCACUUCAAGCUGGUGCAUCUAUUUUGAAGGAGUCAGUCUUCGUUGAUGGCGCAAAACGUCUUAAGGGGAAGCGGCCAGACAUUUUUGUGGUCAAUUCAUUUGGAUCUGGAUUUCAGGCUCUUUUUGUCUUUCUACUUCUCCCAUUACUUACUAAUUUACGAGGAAUUAAACUUGCUGAGCUCUCAGCCUAUUUAAAUGGUGGUGCUGAGUGCUUCUUAAAUGUUGGAGAAAGUCUGAUCGAUUGCGGUGGAGCUCCAUUCCUACCAUUGCUUUUCAUAUUGGUGAACAUGGCUUUCAAUAUCUCGUUGCUUAAUUUGGUGAAGAUGUCAUCUGCCCUGGUUGCUUCACUUACCGCAACAUCAGCAGUGCCAAUAUCAAUUUAUAUCCUUUCUCUUCCUUUGCCUUACAUCCCUCAAGGCGCAAAGUUAAGCGCCUCUUUUAUCAUAGGUGGUGUGGUAUUGCUGUCGGGGCUGAUUCUAUAUAAUCUUCCCCAAUCAUCGAAAGAGUCAAAGACUGAUUGAAAACUGCAUAGGACAACAGAGUGUAUAUCACCACUGCUAUUGAAACUUAAUUAUUGGCUUAGUCCUGAAGCUGAAGAGUGGAUUUUCAGGCUGCUUGCACUCAUUUGUAAGUGUUUCGAAGGUUUGUUGCAUCAAUUCUUGAUAUGUCUAACAAUUCAUCAGGCAGUAGUACAUGCAUGUAACUUAGCAGAUUAACUAAUCUCUUUACUCAAUUUUGUUUUCCAAUGUACUAUAAAUGUGUCAUCUGAUAGAGCAGUGCACAUAUAUACUUCAAGUCACCGUAGUGUAAAACACACGUGUCAAUGUAAUAUGUUCUGAUGUUCAGAAAUAAGAACACUUACAGAAUAAUUGUUGAACUGUAAUUUAUAUGAGGUGUCGUCUGUUUCUCUAU